Agrilus planipennis (emerald ash borer) is the source of this 757-nucleotide messenger RNA. Its product is annotated as acanthoscurrin-1-like. The coding region runs from base 29 to 679 and encodes 216 amino acids. Lineage: Eukaryota; Metazoa; Arthropoda; Insecta; Coleoptera; Buprestidae. The record is from RefSeq and is a predicted model, not a curated record. The transcript has 3 exons.
GUUUGGUUCAUGCUCAUCGUUCCCCAAAAUGCUGCCCAACAACAGAACUUCAGUCAUCUUCAUUUUCGCAAUUUUUUGCGCUUUAACCCACGGCUUCCCAUCGGAGUUAAACUACCAAUGGCCUGAAAAUAGUGAGAAAAUAAAAAAUCAUGAAGAAUUUUUGGAUUUCAUAAGGGGUGGAGGUAUUAAGGAAAGAAGCCUGGAUAGUAUUGGAGGAAGCAGCUUGCUUGGAAGGAGUUUGGACAGCAUUGGAGGGGGUAGCCUGCUGGGAAGAAGUUUAGACAGCAUUGGAGGGGGUAGUUUGCUAGGAAGAAGCUUGGAUAGCAUUGGAGGGGGUAGUUUGUUGGGAAGAAGUUUAGACAGUAUUGGAGGAGGAAGUUUGUUGGGAAGAAGUUUAGAUAGCAUUGGAGGAGGAAGUUUGUUAGGAAGAAGUUUAGAUAGCAUUGGAGGAGGAAGUUUGUUGGGAAGAAGUUUAGACAGUAUUGGAGGAGGAAGUUUGUUGGGAAGAAGCUUGGACAGCAUUGGAGGGGGUAGUUUACUAGGAAGAGGUUUAGAUAGUAUUGGAGGGGGCACAUUAGUAGGGAAAAGUUUAGACAGUAUUGGAGGUUCUGGUUUAUUGGGAAGAAGCUCAAACCACAUUGUCAAUAAUGGAAAUUCUAAAGUUAUCAAGAAAAAAUAAACCUGCCUUUUCUUUUCUGUUUUGAAAAUUAUUCUGUAAUUGUUUUUAUCACCAGGAAGUUAAAUAAAUAAAUAUUCU